CCUCCUCUCCUUUUCUAUUCGGCAACCAUCGCCGCCUCUAUCGUUUCCCAUAGUGCGAUGUCUACAGCUGAAAUGGGAACACACACUAGGAUUUGGGUGCUGCUCAUUGUUUUGUCACUUUCGACCACAAACCUAAUAAAUUUCUUCAUACAAGCAGAGAAAUACUCCAACUUGCAUUCUUCGACAUUGUCCGAGACAAACACGAACAGUCACAGUAGUAGUAGUAGUAGUAGUAAUAAUAAUAAUAAUAAUAAUAAUAAUAACAAAAAUAAUAAUAAUAAACAUCACAAUAACAAUCAUAAUCAUAACAAUAAUAAUAAUAAUGAUAAUAGGUACGUAAAUAGUGGUGAUAAUAACGAUAGUGUCAGCAAAAGGUCCCAAAACCAAAACCCUUCACCUAAUGGAAUAUUUGUAAACGGAGUACCAUCGAACCCUACCGGCUCUAAACACCAGUCCACGGCGUCUUCUAAGAAGAAACUAGAGGACUUUAAAGAAUACGACUGUCCAGAUCACAAUCCAUCCUGUUUAAAAGACAAGGAAAACUUCAAUGCUAUCAAGACACUACAUGAUUUGAUUGAUGAUGAUAGGAAUGGCAACGUUGAUCAAACAGAAAGUGAUGAGUUUUUACGAGUGGAAUUACAGUAUACGGACGGCUUUGAAAGGCAUUUUACAUUUCAUGGGAAUGACGGAUUUAUUAGCGUUGAAGAUCUUUGGAAGUCUUGGAAACAGUCUGAAGUCUACAACUGGACUGUUGAUGAUGUCGUCGAUUGGUUAGUUCACCAUGUUGAAUUACCUCAGUAUGUAACGAAUUUCCAAACUUACAAAAUCGACGGAUCAACGUUACCAAGAAUGGCUGCCAGCCAUCAAUACCUAAGUACUAUUGGUGUGAAGAACAAUGUACACAAACAGAAGCUGUCUUUGAAAGCAAUGGAUGUUGUGCUGUUUGGACCACCAAAGAAAGGUCACAGUUAUAUUAAAGACUUGACCUUGAUUGCUUCUCUCAUCAUUGCCAUUGGUGGAUGCUGGUUUGCGUAUCUUCAACACAAAUAUUCUCAGGCUCACGUGAAAAAAAUGAUGCGGGACUGGGAAUCUCUUCAAAUAGCAGAAGAAUCCUUAAAAGAAUUGCAAGAACGUCAGCAGCCUGAUUCAGAUAUCAAGCUUCUCAGAAAGCAGAGCCUUGAUGAAAUAUCUCGUGGGAAAAUAGAAGAAGAGCUGAAGCAGGUGAAAGCAAAUUUGAGAAAGGCAGAAAAAGAGCUUGAAAGCAGACAAUGGUCAUCAGCACCAGCAGACUUACAGAAAUGGCUUCAACUAACUUACGAAAUAGAACUACAACAUCAUAAUAAUAAGAAACUAGCAGCUGAGAAUCAACUGAGAGAAGCACGAGAUUGUUGUGAAAAAUUAAAGAAGAAAAGGAAUGCUUUUAUGGGGCCUCUUAGAAUUGCUCACGGAAAUUCUAUUGAUGAAGUUGACAAACGAAUCCUCAAUGCAAGAGCUUCAUUAGAAGUGGUUCACCAAGAUUUGCAAGAGCGCCUUGGUCGAUGGAGAGCUAUUGAACGCCUCUGUGCAUUUUCUGUGACCAAAAAUUCAGGAUUGGCUUCCCUGAUGCAAACAAUGCAUCAAGACAAACUAACUCCAGGUUUCCCUGCGAAAACUCCUUCAAGUAAAGAUCUACAGACCUAUCCCAAAAAUCUUAGCUCAUCUCUGAAUCGGAGAUCUAUAGAUACUAUUUCUAAUCAUUCAGGCGGAAGCCCAAUAAGCCCGGAAUCAGAAGUCACUUUCCACCUUGGAGAAAGCCCUCCACAUUCUUUGUGUCAUGAUGAUGUGGCACCACCUCCAAGCUAUUCUUCAGUCAAUACAGUGGUACCAAGUGGCUCUGGAAAAGUUUACAGUUCUAGUGGAUAUAUGCCGAUGACCAAAUCUGAAAGUCUCAUUCGUAACCGUUUUGACAGCCUCAUCUCAUCCACUUCGGAAUCCAGUUUGACUGAGCUGGAUCAACGGAAGCAAUCAGAAAGUUCUUUAAGGAUGACCGGCUCAUCGGUACUUCCUUUAACCGUGGAAGAAGGAUGUGAUUCUGAGACGGAAUCCACUGAAAGUACAGAAGAUAAAAAGAAGUCCAGAAAGAAAAAAGUUCUUGGAAAGAUUUUCCGUCGCAACGGAGAUGUAAAGAAGAAGUCUUAACUGGAACAACUGGUCUCCAUGAGUUUUUUUUUUCUAAUUUUCUUUUUUUUUUCUUAAAUUCUCAGUUGAAAUAUUCAUUUAACUGAUAACUGAAGAAAAUUAUCAGAAGCUGGUGGACUGUCAAAAAUAAGUUGUUAUAUUUUUUAUAAAAAAAAAAAAUGCAACAAAAAAAGCAAAAAAAAUUACAAUAAUUGAGAAAAAAUUUUUUGAAACUACAAAAAAAAAAAAAGAGAAAAAUGUAUUGAACUCUAUGUGCAUUGGCAGAAUUUUUGAUCUUUGAUUCCAUUCUAGAGAUAUACCUAAUAGUUUACUGAUAUAUAUAUAUAUAUGUAUAUAUAUAUAUAUAUCAUAUAUAUAAUAUAUAUAUAUAUAUAUAUAUAUAUAUAUACAUACCCAGAAUCUGAUCUGGUCCUUCCUUCCCCUAAACUUCUU
Octopus sinensis (East Asian common octopus) is the source of this 2610-nucleotide messenger RNA. RefSeq names its product stromal interaction molecule homolog. Bases 58 to 2178 code for a protein of 706 amino acids. Gene Ontology annotation, molecular function: calcium ion binding; calcium channel regulator activity; protein binding. The record is from RefSeq and is a predicted model, not a curated record. The transcript has 12 exons. Gene Ontology annotation, biological process: intracellular calcium ion homeostasis; store-operated calcium entry; activation of store-operated calcium channel activity. NCBI's taxonomy places the organism in Eukaryota, Metazoa, Mollusca, Cephalopoda, Octopoda, Octopodidae. Gene Ontology annotation, cellular component: endoplasmic reticulum; plasma membrane.